Messenger RNA from Plutella xylostella (diamondback moth), 2419 nucleotides. It is a transcript of the gene mIF2, whose product is annotated as mitochondrial translation initiation factor 2. Gene Ontology annotation, molecular function: translation initiation factor activity; GTP binding; GTPase activity. NCBI's taxonomy places the organism in Eukaryota, Metazoa, Arthropoda, Insecta, Lepidoptera, Plutellidae. Gene Ontology annotation, cellular component: cytoplasm. Gene Ontology annotation, biological process: translational initiation. The record is from RefSeq and is a predicted model, not a curated record.
CUGAAAUGUCAAAACAAAACUAAUUUUCAGGUUAGAAUUAUCAAUAUCAAGAAAUAUUGCUAUUUUAUUUAUUUUAUAACCCGUUAGAUCGUUUAUUAAACUAUAGUGCUUUUAAUUACUAAGAAAUCUAGGGAUAAUCUGUUGUAGUCUCUAUCUUAUAAGUUAGAAAACCUGCUUGAAAAACUUACAAAUGAACUUGAGACUUCUUUGAAACUCGGCAAAAGUAUUGAUAUCUAAGCAGAGACCAUGUACAGAAACAUACUUUUUCGAUGGUUACCUAUAAAAUCUGUGCAGAAAGAAUGUAUUCUAAAGCUUGUAAAUUACAAUAGACAUACUUUAGACAGUAACAAACUCUUGCAUCGACAAAUAUCGGUAUCUUCCAUUUAUUAUAAGAAGAAAAAAACCAAAGAAGAAAAGUCUGUGGAAAACCAUGGUGGAAGAGUGAUCAGAUAUGCUCCAAAGGCCGGCUCACAUGUGGUGGGCGUGUGGCGCAACAUGACUGUCCAGGAAAUUGCACAAGUCUUAGAGAAAGAUAUAGAUCACAUACUGGAUGCUUUGGAGUUUGCUGACAAAACAUCAGACAUUCAGUACAACAAGAACACAGUGAUUCACAAUCCACAGAUCAUCAGAGAUGUUGUCAAGAUAUGCGGCUGUCGGUCCAAAAUUGUCCCUAGACCUGACCAAGAAGUUGAAGAGGAAAUGAACAAAGACGCAGUGCCGGCACCCCCCGCCCCCGCCUCCGCUCUCCGCCCGCGGCCCCCUGUCGUAUGCGUCAUGGGCCACGUCGACCACGGCAAGACCACGCUACUAGAUGCACUGAGAGACACGGCCGUAGUGGAGACAGAGUUCGGAGGCAUCACACAGCAUAUUGGAGCUUUUCAGAUGAAGCUGCCCUCCGGCGAAGCGGUAACAUUCCUAGACACGCCGGGCCACGCGGCAUUCUCCGCGAUGCGGUCGCGCGGCGCGUUCGCCACCGACGUGGUGGUGCUGGUGGUGGCGGCGGACGACGGCGUCAUGGAACAGACCAAGGAAGCUGUGCGGAUGGCCAGGGAGGCUGAUGUUCCAAUAUUGGUGGCGGUCAACAAAAUCGACAAACCAGACGUGAACAUUAAACGCACAUUGCAAGAGCUAGCGCAAUGCGGCGUAGUCUGCGAGGAGAUGGGCGGUGAUGUCCAAGCGAUCCCGAUAUCAGCUCUCAAGAAGACUAAUCUAGAUACGCUGGUGGAAGCGUUGACGCUGCAAGCACAGUUGAUGGAGUUGAAGGCUGACCCCGGUGGUUAUGUUGAAGGGGUGGUCAUAGAGGCACAAGUUGACCCGAGGACUGGAAAGCAAGCCACAGUAUUAGUACAAAGAGGAACUCUACGAAGAGGGUCAGUGAUCGUAGCUGGCAACGGAUGGGCAAAGGUGCGCGUGAUAAACUCAGCCGAAGGUGUUCCCUUGCAAGAGGCGCCGCCGUCGACGCCCGCGGCGGUGCUGGGCUGGCGCGAGCUGCCCUCCGCCGGCGACCAGGUGCUGGAGGUGGCCUCCGAGAAACGCGCCAACGAAGUGAUGCGGUGGCGAGCCAACCAGAAAAUGAAGGAGAAACAAGCAGUGGACCUCGAGGCUAUCAAGGUUAAAGAAAGUGACCACAACACAGAGUACCGCGCCCGGUUGGACCACAAGCGCAGCAUCGGCCGCAUGCGCCUGCGCCCCACCGGCCCGCGCCAGAAGAUGAUCCAGCACGACACGCAUCCCACACUCAGCGUCAUUGUUAAAGGCGAUGUGGACGGGUCAGUAGAAGCGAUCCUAGACAUUCUGGAGACGUACGACGAGCACGACCGCGUCAGGCUGGACCUCGUUCACUUCGGAGUGGGGCAGGUCACGCCCAGCGAUCUCGAGGUCGCAGACGCGUUCAACGCAGUGAUAUACGCAUUUAACGUAGACUGCCCUCCGGCGGUGACGGUUGAAGCGAAGAAGAGUAAUAUUGCCAUCAAACACCACAACAUCAUCUACAAACUGAUCGACGACAUCAAGGAUGAGAUUAGCAUGAAGAUACCUAAGAAACAGGAGGAAGAAUUUGUGGGAGAGGCGAAUGUCCUACAGCAGUUUGUGGUGACGGAAGGCAAGAAGAAGGUCCCGGUGGCCGGCUGCCGCUGCAUGAAGGGAUCCCUCGCGAGGAACGCGCUCUACAGAGUUAUCAGGGGUCAGGAGGUGGUCCAUGAAGGAAAACUCGCAUCGAUGAAGCAUCUAAAAGACGAAGUGAACACGAUAAAGCGCGACAUGGAGUGCGGGCUCCGGUUCGAGGACACGAGCUUCGAGGUGAAGCCGGGCGACACGAUCGUGUGCUACAAGAUGGUGGACGCCAGCGAGAAGACCGACUGGGAUCCCGGGUUUUAAUGCUCCAUGUACAAAUGUAGAUAAAGUUAUAGUCUAGUGGAAA